AAGCCGGAAGUGAAACGCCACUUCGUGAUGUCACUUCCGAGAAGCGGAUGGAUUUUUUUCCUCUUUUUUCUUAAAGGUAAAUAUGCUUUUUUCUUGGUCAAUUAAGGGCUUCCCCAGACAUUUAUACUCUGAAAUUAUUAAACGACAAAGUGUAGUGAAGUACCCAAUUGAUGUAAAGCUAACCUUACCAUCAUUUAUGUAUAUUUUUUGUGUCUUAAAUCGAUGCUGUAGAAAAUAAAGCCUUCCUCUCUGCCGUGCUAACGGACAUAUGUGGUGCUAUUUAGAUUGUGUUCUAGCAGGGUCAAGCCUAAGUUAAAAUCACAUAAUUAACUUCAGUCUAAUCUGUUUGAAUAGAUAUGCAAAUGUAAACAGGGAUCGAUAUUGCCUCAACAAACAUCUCCGAACGACAGUAUUUCUGAUUAACCCCAGAACACUACCACUAAAAUUUGUAACACCAUCACUAUCACCAGGCGAUUUUGACCUGAAAUAAUAUACCCAAGAAGUACCUGUCAUCAAAAUAUAUCAAAAUAGGACAAUACAUGACAAAUUAAAGUAGUUUUCUUUUAUUUUCAACUGUGCAAUGUCUAAAGGGAGAGAAAAAAUGCCAUAAGGGGACCAUAUAGAAAUGCAACAAAAUAACUGAAAUUAGGCAUUCAUCAACAAAAAAAAAACUAAAAUAUAUAGAAACUGUAAAGUUAGUUUCUUCUCCACCCAUUCCUGGGGCAUGUUAGUCUUCCCUGAUGAAGACUCAGGGUCCUGGGCACAAUAACUGCAGGAGAGAGAACCAAAAUAUGGCAGAUUUGGAGUGAGUAAAAAUGACCAGCUGACUCAAACGAAUUCCCUUAAAAUCACAGCUUUGUCAUAGUUAUUCAUAACCACUGUGCUAAAUCAAGAUAACAUGCAAAUUCCAGGACCGCUCUUACUGACCUUAUUCGCCCACAUGCAGCUGUCAAAUCCACCCAAACCUACUUUACCCUCUAUCACUAAAAUCCCCCUGUGAACACGUGCCAGUUGGAAAAAGCAGGUUUUAGAUCAGGGAAACAAAUGUGCCUUGAAAGAUGUCAAAGACAAUGCUGAAGCUACUCAGGGACCCGUGAUACUCAGACAAACGCAACAUAAUGAAAAUCACGUAAACAUGUUUGACGAUAGUGUUCUAGGGUUAAUGAAAUGCUGUCAUUCCUUCAAAAUCUCAUCCUGUUUGUUGUAGUUCCUCUGAAACUAAAUUUGACUUUUUUUUUUUUUUUGAGGAUGCACAAUAUUGGGAUUCUAAUCAUAUCCAUCAUGUCGAUAUUUUGUAACCCAUUUUGGUUGAUACUAAUGCAUGCACACUUUUUUCAUGGUGAAAAGCACAAAGCUUCUUUAUCAAAAUUUACCCUCAUUGUGUUUGUCUGUUUGUUUCAGAACCAAACAAGAUAAACAGCAUUCAAUUCCACUAUGAAUGAUCAGUAUAUCUUAAAUACACAUUUUUAGCACUGCAUCCAUUGUCUAUUUCCAACCACUUUUGAAACACUUGCACACAGCCUACAUGUGUAUGCGGUGAUUGCAAGUACAUGAUUAAUGUGCAUUUUUAGCUGAGAAUAACAUCAGCAUGAAUCUUCAUAUCAGCUGAUGACAUUAAUAUUUGUUUUUUAGGUAUUUUUAGCCAAUAUAUCAAUAAUAAUGUGCAUUUUAAAUUUCUUUUAGUAAUUAAAUGGUGCAAUGCUCAGUGGAGUAGCUUAGCUGUGUAGUACUCUGUAUUACUACUCAUGCUUGUUAUUCAAACAACGUGCUUAUUAACAUUUUAAAAAAUUGGCAUUCAUAGGAAUCUUGUUAAACAGUUCACGUUCCUCUGUAUUCAAUCUUCAAUUGGAUGCACUUACUUUAUGAAACAUUUUGCAAAAUUUAAGAUUAUUGUAUCUUUUGGUUUAGGAUCUAUAAAAGAGCAAAUGCAUUGUCUGAAUUUCCUGAUUGUGAUUCUGACAGGACAUCAACAUCAGGACAGACAACCAGCUUCAUAAUGUCUGCAGAACUGGACCUGUCCCCUCCAGAGGUCCCAGAGCCCACCUUUCUAGAGAGCCUGCUGCGAUGUGGUCUGUUUCUGGGCGCCAUCUUUCAGCUCAUUUGCAUCUUAGCUGUGAUCUUACCCAUGACUAAGGGACAUGAUCAGGUAAGUAGACACCAAGGGGAGAUAGAGGGCCUAGUUGAAAAAUACCACAGAUUACCGAAAUAAAACUUCAAGGACAUGCUUACCUUUCUCUCACAUUUGCCAGAAUGAUUAUAUUACAAAUCAGGACAACAAAAAGACGUUUUAUCAAAUAAAUAUUUUAUGUUCAUUUUUUCCAAUAUUUGCUAGUCUUAAACUAUUUAGAUUCAGUCCAGAUAGGAGAGAUGAGCGUUCUAAAUCCUUGACUGUCUGUGAAGACAGAGCCACCGAAGGGCUACUCUCACAAUUUCCAUACUAACAAAUGUCAGGAGAGUUUAUUUAUGGACAAAAGAAAUUGAAUCCACAGCCUAAUUAGCUUUUUGUAGGCUUUGUCAUCAGAUGCACUGAUUACAAUCGAAAGUAUGACGCCAUUUCAUUCUUUGACUGUGAGUGUUGUGUGGUGGUGGUCGGAGAGGCCGUAGGCGCAGAAUGGCAGCCACGUUUCCACCACCACCAAAGUGUGACUGUGUGAGCGAAUGAAUGAUGUAUCCAAUGUAAAGCGCUUUGAGGGUCUCUGAUAAAGUGCUAUAUGAAAUCUGAUGCAUUAUUAUUAUUAUUAUUUACAAAAAUACGCUCUCAUUCAAAGCAUUACUGACAGAAAGAUAUCUGAUUUUCUUUGGUUUGUCACAUUUUUCUAAUGUUCUCUAAAGAGAUUAUUCUAAGAGGGGUCUGCUCUGUAUGGGGUGAUGAAAAAUGGCUUUUCAUAUUUGUAUAGGUGCUUAUUUACUUCCUUAUCUCCUAUUUGAAGCACUUCAAUUCAAUUUUACUCCAAAAAAAAUGUUUAGCUAUUAAAAAUUCAUGUCACUGGAAACUGCUUCGCUGCUUGAUAUUCUGACUGCGAUGUAAUUAAAAAGAGUUUAAGCAUUAGUGUUGAAAUAAUAAGGCAUUUAAUAUUCCCUCUUCAUGUGUUACAGGAAGAAACUGAGUCCAGUGAUGGCAAAGCCCCUGAACAGAUAAAGAAACCCAAAGGACCAGCACCGCAGAUCCGACAGAAACCAAAGAAAGAGAGCAAAAAGAAGCGAUAGAAUGAGCUGUGCUGUGUGUGUGGGUGUGUAUGUGGUUGCUACCUGCUUGUCUGAUUACUUGGGUAGUCAUCUGUGAGUCAACAUUGGCAUUUUCCAAAACAGUUUCCACUACAGGUAUAUAAAACACUAAGGUCACCUUAAGAAGAUUAAAAAAUGUGUGUUUGAUUUUAAACACUUCAGAAUGACAUUAAACUCUGUCCAAUUCACAUUUCAUACAGUAUCAACUCUGAGCAAACUGUCAUGUCCAUUGUUUGUACGGUUACAUGUUAUUUUUUAUUCUUUUUUAAAUAAAUUGAACUGCGUUUGCGUUUACACAGACAAAUAAAUGUGUGGUCCUUCACAUGGUUGUAUUCAUUUAUUACUAAGUUUGCUUUGAAUGAUUCAGAAUGAGAUCAUUUCCUGUCCUAACAUUUGCUCAUUUACUUUGGCAGAAUACAUCAUAAAAUCCUAAUAAAGCUGCCCUUUUAAGGAGAUGCAUUGACGAUUUCAGGGCGGUACAAGUGUGUUUAAAUGAUGAUUUAUGUUCUGUAAAUAUUUCUGUCAUAAUAAGCGGCUUUGGUGGUUUGCAUAAGACAAGAUGUUCCUUUAUGAGUCCCACAGGGGGAAAUUCCAAAAGCAUAGUACAGAUACAAAGAGACAAAAAUUAAAAGAUAAAGAAACUUUGAGUUAAACAAGAUAUGUGCAUGUGUCAAAAUUGCAUGUAUUAUUAACACAAUUCAAAUCACAAAAAGGACAUGAAUAAUGAUUAAGCGAUAAAAGUAGGUUAGUUUGGUUACAAAAUAAAUGUCGCUCUUUAUUUUAA
This is a messenger RNA of Xyrichtys novacula (pearly razorfish), 4009 nucleotides long. NCBI's taxonomy places the organism in Eukaryota, Metazoa, Chordata, Actinopteri, Labriformes, Labridae. The record is from the annotation of a GenBank genome assembly.